AUGGGGUGUCAACAAGCCUACAGCCGAGUUCCACAACCCGUGGACGCGUUGCUUUCAAUGAAAAUGGGGGCUGGGGAAACCCUCCGCAACUACGCUGACCGAUAUUGGGAACUGUACAACGAGAUUGGCAGAGGUAAUGAAAAGAUUGCAGUGAGUACUUUUUGGAUGGGGUUGCCUGAGGAUUCCGAACUACUAGAAUCGUUGACGAGGAGGCCUCUCGAGGAUAUAAGGCAGUUGAUGAGGCGUAUCGAAGAGUAUAAGUGGUUGGAAGAUGAUCGGUUACAAAAUAAAGGCAAGGCCCUGGUCACAAAUCAUCCUCGACAUAUCGGCUUCCAACCUAGGCCCCAAAAGGAUCUAAGGAUUCAAGAACCGGGGCCACAGAUGGGAGAGGUGAAUGUGGCCUUCAAGGAACCGGUGCACAGGAUUUUGGUGAAGGUGGGGUACCUAAAGGAAUUUGUAACAGACCCGAGAAAUCAAGAAUCCGAACAGGGUGCAUGGCCGCGAGGGAAUCCUCUCCCACCCCCAUUGGGAGUGAUAGAAGUCAUCCAUGCAGCUUCGAGAGGCACCCAGGGGUCUAGAAGAAGGGGGAUACUAGCCAUAGCAUCAGGGGGAAGUUGCACAGGUGAGCAACCCUCUGAGAAGAAGUUGAAGUAUACUCAAGAGCCCAUUACUUUUAACGACAAUGAUCUAGAAGGCAUAAUCCAAUCGCACAACGAUGCUUUGGUAGUUACAGUCCGGAUAAAUGGCUUUAUAGUAAAGAGGGUACCGAUAGAUCAGGAGAGUGGAGCUGAGGUGAUGUAUCCUGACCUGUACAAGGGGCUUGGUUUGAAGAAGGAUGACCUAUCCAAGUAUGAUACACCCUUAAUGGGGUUUGAUCGUUGGAUGGUGAUCCCAGAAGGAUAG
This is a messenger RNA of Quercus robur (English oak), 903 nucleotides long. RefSeq lists its product as uncharacterized. Bases 1 to 903 code for a protein of 300 amino acids. The record is from RefSeq and is a predicted model, not a curated record. The transcript is spliced from 2 exons. NCBI's taxonomy places the organism in Eukaryota, Viridiplantae, Streptophyta, Magnoliopsida, Fagales, Fagaceae.